UUGUUAAAGGAAUUGAAUUUGGUGAUUUAAAAACACAAAAAUGGUUAACAUCAUCAAUCAUUAGUUUCUUUUCAUCAAUUUUCCUUGUUCAACCAUUAAAAAUUAUAGCAUUAAUAAUAUUCUUUGCUUAUUUUAUUCGAAAAUCUCAAAAUGAUAAGGAAAUAAAUGAAACUAUUGAUGAUAAUGGAGAUAUUUAUGUGGAUGAUAAUGAAGAAUAUUUACAAUCAGAUAAAAAAAGUUCACCUUUUAUUUAUCGAUCUAAACCAAAUGUACAUCGAUUAACUAAAUAUCAAUUAGAUGCAAUAAGAAAUGAAUGUAUAAAAGAAGCAAAAAUGUGGUCAAUUAUAAAAGAAAUAGUAACAUAUUUAUGUUUUAUUUGUCUUCUUUAUGUAAUUUGUUUUUCAAAUACAAAUCCUAAUGGAUUUUAUCAAGUUCAACAUUUACAAAAUUUCUUUUUAAACACUAGACAAGUUGAUCAAGAUUAUACCACGAUUACAACCAUAAGUGACUAUUGGAAUUGGUUAGAAAAUAGUUUUGUCGAAAAUAGUCGAGCUCAACAAUGGUAUAAUGGUGAAGCACCUCGAAAUUUAAGUGGUUUUGUUAAUGAUAAAUCAAAUCGAUUAAUUGGAUGGAUAAUAAUGAGACAACUACGUGUUAAACAACAAUUAUGUUCAAACAAACAAAAUCUUAUGUUAAUAUGUGAAAAUGAUUAUGAUUUAUUAAAUGAAGAAAAAGAUUCUUUUCAACCUGGAUGGAAACUAAAUAAUGAAACAGUAGGACAAAUCGAAUAUAGUUCAACAAUUCUUCAAUCAUUUCAAUAUCAAAAUGAUGAUCAAUUAGAUUCAUAUAUUUCUCUAGGUGACUUUGAAACGUAUAGUAGUGGUGGUUAUGUAUAUGAAUUUCGAGGUCGAUUAAAUGAUAUUCAAACAAAUUUAUCUAAACUUCAUCAACUAGGAUGGAUUGAUAAUAAAACAAGAGCAGUGAUAAUUGAAUUUAGUUUAUAUAAUCCAAAUGUUCAGUUAUUUACAUCAAUAACUCUUCUUACUGAAUUUUUAUCUACAGGUGGAAUUUAUCCUCAAUAUGAUUUUCAACCAUUUUCAUUUGAAAGCAACAAAAUAAUUGCAAGAUCAGAACCAUUUGGACAUGGUCCUAGAAUCGAAGCGAAUGAUAGUUGUAAGUUUACGUACGCUUUCGGUUCUGAAGUGAUAUGGUGAAGACAUAUUGAUCACAACUGACGAUAAAACGAAUGAAUUUAUUUGCACUUCAGACGUCUGAUCGUCUGCUGAUGACAAAUUUGUAAUUAUAUUAUCCUGGACAUCUACAAUAGUUGUACCCACAUGUUUUAUAAAGCAACAUUCUUUGUACAGAAUAAUACUCACUUUUCAAGGGUGGGUGUAGAUGAGAAUGGCUAAAGGGUGUGAGUGUUGGUUUGGAAAAAGAGUAGUUCAUAUCCAAACAUCCACACCCACUCCUGAAUCCAUCUAAAUCCGCUACCCAUCAACCCACUCCCACACCCACACCCUUAACGGGGAAAAUCCGGUAGAAUAACCAGUCUAAAGUCGAAACCGAACCGGUCUGUUACAUCUCUAACAGACAUUCUUAUACUUCUCCUGUGGAGUGAAGGAGAGUCUUCGGAAAAUGUGAUACAACGAACGUGGAUCCAAUAAUAGUCAAGUGACC
Adineta steineri is the source of this 1680-nucleotide messenger RNA. NCBI's taxonomy places the organism in Eukaryota, Metazoa, Rotifera, Eurotatoria, Adinetida, Adinetidae. The record is from the annotation of a GenBank genome assembly.